Molecule: messenger RNA, 891 nt
Organism: Carassius auratus (goldfish)
Lineage: Eukaryota; Metazoa; Chordata; Actinopteri; Cypriniformes; Cyprinidae
Product: pancreatic progenitor cell differentiation and proliferation factor B-like
Exons: 5
Coding region: 244-600 (118 amino acids)
Biological process (GO): multicellular organism development; cell differentiation
Source: RefSeq, a predicted model, not a curated record
UCGGUAUAAAUGUAAGUGAACGAGUUGUUUUUGUUAAAAAUACAGCAGCGCUGCGGUAACGUUAAGUUAGACAUUUCCGGACGUGGAGGGUCUUAUCCAUCCAAACUUUUUCAAAUGGGCCCCGUCGCCUAGCGUUUUCCCCCAAAGCCUCCGACUGAUUUGAGCAGGGUGCUUUAAACAACAUCAGCACGAGCGGCACAGGAAGGGUUUCCAUCGAAGUCACUGUUUAUACACGUCUGUAAAAUGGCAGCCAUCCCAGCUAGUGGUUCCCUAGUUGCUACUCACGACUACUACAGAAGGCGCAUUGGCUCUACAUCCAGUAACAGCUCGUGUGGCAGUUCAGAGUACAGUGGGGAGGUUAUUCCACAUCACCCAGGUCUGCCCAAACAGGAUUCGGGUCAUUGGUGGUCCAGUUUCUUCUUUGGGAAGCAGAACCAGCCUGGGAUGGGAACUCUUACUGAGGAGGCUCAGAAGAAGUCAGGGGUGGUGAGUGUGACCAAUGGGCAGGUGACGUGUAUUGCCCGGGAAAUGGUGAUGAAGCAAGUGAGCGAAAGUAGUGAUGCAGGCAAGUCGGAGGCGGGGACUUCUCCUCGUUCCUGAAUCAGAUACCAGAUCAGGACACCAACGCUAGGGGACAGAAUCGGCUCAUCUUUUCUUUUUCUUUUUUUAAUUCCCCAUCCAUAUAAUGGGCUGUUUUAGUACUUUUUCAUUUCCUUUUUUUUUGUAUUAAUAGUUUUAUAUAUAUAUACAUCACAUAAUAAAUGGAAGAGCUGAAACUUGCAAAAAUAAUUUUGUACAUUUUUACACAUCUGUAACACUGGAGAUGUUUUUAUUACUUGUUGUCUUAACAUGUGUUUUUCAGCAUAAUAAAUGGUCUUAAACAGCCCACUA